AUGAUUAAUUGGAGUGUAACCAUCAUAUCUGAACUCCAGAAAAUGAGAAGAGUUCAACUCACAGGAACUAAGUAUGGCUGUGGAGUGGGAGGCUGUGGUGCCUGCACAGUGAUGAUAUCAUCAUAUAACCCCGUUAUCAAGAGGAUAAGACAUUAUGCAGCCAAUGCCUGUCUGAUCCCCAUCUGCUCUCUGUACAGGGUUGCUGUCACCACAAUAGAAGGCAUAGGAAGCACCAAGGCCAGGAUUCAUCCUGUUGAGGAGAGGAUCGCCAGGUGUCAUGGCACACAAUGUGGGUUCUGUACCCCUGGGAUGGUGAUGUUCAUCUAAUUGCUAGGGAACCAUCCAGAGUCCUCUCUGGAACAGUUAACUGAUGUCCUUAAUGUUUUUCUCCUUUCGGGUAACCUAUGCUGUUGCACAGGAUAUAGGUCCAUAAUUGAUGCAUGCAAAACUUUCUGUAAGACUUCUGGCUGCUGUCAAAGUAAAGAAAAUGGGAUUUGCCAUUUGGAUCAAGAAAUAAAUGAAUUACCAGAAUUUGAAGAAGUAAAUAAGACAAGUCCAAAGCUCUUCUCAGAAGAGGAGUUUCUGCCAUUGGAUCCAACUCAAGAAUCGGUUUUUCCUCCAGAGCUAAUGAUAAUGGCUGAGAAACAACCACAAAGGACUAAGAUUUUUAGUGGUGAUAGAAUGACAUGGAUUUCUCCAGUGACCCUGAAGGAGCUUCUAGAAGCUAAAUUCAACUAUCCUCAGGCCCCUGUUGUCAUGGGAAACACCUCUGUAGGGCCUGAAGUGAAAUUUAAGGGCAUCUUUCACCCAGUUAUAAUUUCUCCUGAUAGAAUUAAAGAACUGAAUUUUGUGAACUGUUCACAUAAUGGGCUGGCCUUAGGUGCUGGCCUAAGCCUGACUCAGGUGAAGGAUAUCUUGGGUGAAACAAUCCAGAACUCCCCAGAGGAGAAGACACAGAUGUACCAAGCUCUCUUGAAGCAUUUGGGAACUCUGGGUGGAUCUCAGAUCAGGAACAUGGCUUCUUUAGGGGGCCAUAUCGUGAGCAGGCACCUAGAUUCAGAUCUGAAUCCCCUCCUGGCCAUGGGCAACUGUACCCUCAACUUGCUAUCAAAAAUAAAAGGGAAACAACAGGUUCCUUUAAAUGGGGAAUUUCUCAGAAGGUGUCCCAACACAGAUCUGAAGCCCGAAGAGAUCUUGAUCUCAGUGAACAUACCCUACUCGAGGAAGUGGGAAUUUGUGUCAGCCUCCUUCCGACAAGCCCAGCAGCAACAGAAUGCACUUGCAAUAGUCAAUUCAGGAAUGAGAGUCUUUUUUGGAGAAGGGGGUGAUAUCAUCAGACACUUAUCCAUUCACAGAGAUGUUGGUCCAACCACUGUCUGUGCAAAGAAUUCCUGCCAGAAACUCAUCAGAAGAUAUGGUAUCAUGCCUUGGAACGAAGAGAUGCUGGAUGCAGCUUGCAGGCUGGUUCUGGAUUAAGUUACCCUUCCAGGCUUAGCUCUGGGUGGGAAGGUGGAGUUCAAGAGAACUCUCAUCAUCAGCUUCCUCUUCAAAUUCUACCUAGAAGUGUCACAGAUGUUGAAGAGGAUGGAUCCUGUUCACUAUCCUAGCCUUACAGACAAGUAUGAGAGUGCUUUAGAAGAUCUUCAUUCCAGACAUCACUGCAGCAUAUUAAAGUACCAGAGUGCAGACUCAAAGCAGCUUCCUCAAGAUACAAUUGGCCAUGCUAUCAUGCAUCUGUCUGGUAUUAAGCAUGCCACGGGGGAAGCCAUCUACUGUGAUGACAUGCCUACAGUGGACCGGGAACUCUUCUUGACUUUUGUAACAAGUUCGGGAGCUCAUGCUAAGAUUGUGUCUAUUGAUCUGUCAGAAGCUCUCAGCCUGCCUGGAGUGGUGGAUGUUGUGACUGAGGAACAUCUUCAUGGUGUAAACUCCUUAUGCCAGAAGGAGAAACUUCUGGUGACAGAGGAAGUAUUCUGUGCGGGUCAGCUCUUCUGUGCCGUGAUUGCAGAUUCUGAGGUUCAGACAAAGCAAGCAGUCAAACAAAUGAAGAUUAUCUACCAAGAUUUGAAGCCACUGAUCCUGACCAUUGAGGAAGCCAUACAGCAUAACUCCUUCAAACCAGAAAAGAAACUGGAAUAUGGAAAUGUUGAUGAGGCAUUUAAAAUGGUUGAUCAAAUUCUAGAAGGUGAAAUACACAUGGGUGGUCAAGAACACUUUUAUAUGAAAACCCAAAGCAUGCUUGUUCUUCCCAAAGGAGAGGACCAAGAAAUCGACGUCUAUGUUUCUACACAGUUUCCCAAAUAUAUACAGGAUAUAGUUGCCUCGACCUUGAAGCUCCCAGUUAACAAGGUCAUGUGUCAUGUAAAGCGUAUUGGUGGGGCUUUUGGGGCGAAGGCCAUCAAAACCAGCAUCAUGGCAGCCAUCACUGCAUUUGCUGCCAACAACAACCCCCUAGAAACCACCAUUCUACUUGCCAUUCGUUCUAAUUUGACUACACUAGCUGGGUUCAUGAAUGAUGGCAGAAACUUGGCUCUGGAUAUGGAGCAUUAUAGCAAUGGAGGCGCCUCCCUGGAUGAAUCAUUAUUUGUGAUAGAAAUGGGACUCCUGAAAAUGGAAAAUGCUUACAAGUUCCCCAACCUGCGCUGCCGGGCAUGGGCAUGCAGAACCAACCUUCCAUCCAACACAGCUCUGCGUGGCUCUGGCUUUCCUCGGCUGAUCACUGGGUCCUGUAUCACAGAAGUUGCAGCCAGGUGUGAUUUUGCCCCCUCCCCCAAGGUUCGAAUGAUAAACAUGUACAAGGAAAUUGGUCAGACACCCUACAAACAAGAGAUUAAUACCAAGAACCUGACUCAGUGUUGGAAAGAACGUAUGGCCAUGUCUUCCUACUCCCUGAGGAAAGUGGCUGUGGAGAAAUUCAAUUCAGAGAAUUACUGGAAGAAGAAAGGGCUGGCUGUGGUCCCCUUGAAGUUUCCUAUUGUCCUUGGCUCAGUCGCUGCUGGUCAGGCUGCUGCCUUGGUUCACAUUUACUGUGGGUCUGUGCUGGUGACUCAUGGUGGAAUCGAAAUGGGUCAGGGGGUCCAUACUAAAAUGAUUCAGGUGGUUAGUCGUGAAUUAAGGAUGCCCAUGUCUAAUAUCCACCUGCGUGGAACAAGCACAGAAACUGUCCCUAAUACAAAUAUUUCUGGAGGUUCCGUGGUGGUGGAUCUCAACGGGUUGGCAGUAAAAGAUGUUUGUCAGACUCUUCUAAAAUGCCUUGAACCCAUCAUCAGCAAGAAUCCUCAAGGUACUUGGAAGGAUUGGGCACAAGCUGCUUUUGAUGAAAACAUUAGCCUUUCAGCUACUGGAUACUUCAGAGGUUAUGAGUCAAACAUGAACGGGAUGACAGGCGAGGGCCAUCCUUUCAAGUAUUUUGUUUUUGGAGCUGCCUGUUCCGAGGUUGAAACAGACUACCUGACAGGCGCUCCUAAGAACACCAGAACAGACAUUGUCAUGGAUGAUGACUGCAGUAUAAACCCAGCCCUUGACAUAGGCCAGAUUGAAGGUGUGUUUAUUCGAGGCAUGGGACUUUAUACAAUAGAGGAGCUGAAUUAUUCUCCUCAGGGAGUCCUAUACACUUGUGGUCCAAACCAAUAUAAAAUCCCUGCCAUCUGUGACAUCCCCACAGAGUUGCACAUUUCUUUAUUGCCUCUGUCUCAAAGCUCAAAUACCCUGUAUUCAUCGAAGGGUCUAGGAGAGUCUGGGAUAUUCCUGGGAUGUUCAGUGUUUUUUGCCAUUCAUGAUGCAGUGAAAGUAGCACAACAGGAGAGAGGCCUGUCUGGACCAUUGAAGCUCAAUAGUCCACUGACUCCAAAGAAGAUUAGGAUGGCCUGUGAAGAUAAGUUCACAAAAAUGAUUCCAAAAGACAAACCUGGAUCCUAUGUUCUUUGGAAUAUACCCAUAUGA
Messenger RNA from Nyctereutes procyonoides (raccoon dog), 3942 nucleotides. Its product is annotated as aldehyde oxidase-like. Lineage: Eukaryota; Metazoa; Chordata; Mammalia; Carnivora; Canidae. Gene Ontology annotation, molecular function: 2 iron, 2 sulfur cluster binding; FAD binding; oxidoreductase activity. The record is from RefSeq and is a predicted model, not a curated record.